Plasmopara halstedii is the source of this 825-nucleotide messenger RNA. RefSeq names its product ribosomal protein s18. Gene Ontology annotation, molecular function: small ribosomal subunit rRNA binding; structural constituent of ribosome. Gene Ontology annotation, cellular component: mitochondrial small ribosomal subunit; ribosome. The record is from RefSeq and is a predicted model, not a curated record. The transcript is spliced from 3 exons. The coding region runs from base 1 to 825 and encodes 274 amino acids. Gene Ontology annotation, biological process: translation. Lineage: Eukaryota; Oomycota; Peronosporomycetes; Peronosporales; Peronosporaceae.
AUGAUGGCAAGAAGGAAGAAAUCAACAUUCGACAAGGUAGAGUUUGAUGAGGACCCAACCGAGUUGCCCGAGGAGGUCAAGUAUUUGAGCAAGGAGCUAGACGAAGAAAAAAUCGGGCUUCCCAAUGAACUCAGAUGGGAUGAGGUGGAAGAGGACGAAGACGUCGAAGAUGCCGAGCUCAGUCCUUCUGAAUGGGCGAAAAAGUUUGAGCGUGACGUUGCUAUGUGGGACCAGGAGGAGCAAGGCUACGACGAAGACAGCAUGGCCAAUGUCUCCCCUUCGAAUGUCGAGGACGACCGUUUGUAUGUUGAAUUGCCGGGAUAUGACGCAUCACUGAGUCUUGCGGAAAGUCAAAUUAGCGGUAUUGAAACGAAAAACUCUUCGGACCCGUACAAAUAUUGGGAACAGGGCAUGGCUUAUUCGCCCGAAAUGCUGAACUGGAUGUUGCCUGCGGAAAAGAGGAAACCUUUCAAGAUGGGCGCGACAAAACCUUGGAAAUAUUUUGUGGCUGCCAAUCACGCAGACGUUGUGGAAUUAGCGCUUGAUGUGGAGUUGCUGCGUCUUUUCAUUUCGCCAACUGGACGCAUUCGUCCUCGUCGUUACACGGGCUUGACAGCCAAGCAACAGCGCAGACUGACACAGGCAAUUAAGAUUUCGCGUCAACUUGCUUUAUUACCGUAUAUGUCGCGGUAUCCAGAGCCUACACCUGAGCAGUGGAAGGCCAUUGAUGAAGAAAUAAUUGCUGCUGCUGAAUUAGAGGCGGAUGAUGACGUUGGCGAGGAUGAUGAUGAUGACGACUUUGAUGAAGACUUUGAGUAUGAAUAG